AUGGCUGAAGAACGAGGAUCAAGUUAUAAGCCUUACCUACAGGACUCCUCCUCCACCGGGGAUUCAUCCAGCGAAGAUGUGUCCAGCACAGACCUUCGUGUCCAAGAAACACACAUCUUGCAAGAGCGCAAGAUUGGCGUUUUCGGAGCCAUUUCACUUAUUGUGAACAAGAUUAUCGGCGCUGGAAUCUUUUCAACCCCGGCGUCUAUCUUCAAACUAAGUGGGAGUCCGGGUAUGGCGCUUGUCCUUUGGGUUAUUGCCGGCCUGAUUUCGACAUGUGGAGCUAUGGUGAUGCUAGAAUUCGGCACCAGCAUUCCCCGAUCUGGGGGUAUGAAAGUAUAUUUGGAGCGCUCGUUUUCACCGAAGUUACUUUUCACUUGCAUCUACCUCUUCUAUUGUGCUAUUCUACAGACCUCGGCUAGCAAUGCCAUCACAGCUUCCUCAUAUCUUCUCAAAGCCGCUGAUGCUGACUCGACUACAUGGAAGCUACGUGGUUUAGCAAUUGCUGCAGUUGGCUUCGCAGUGGGAGUUCAUAGUAUCACGCCACGUAUUGGAAGAGGAUUACAAGAUAUUCUCAGUGCAGUGAAACUUUUCACCUUGUUUUUCAUUGUCUGCACUGGAUUUGCUGCGCUUGGAGGGCAUGUUAAAGGAGCCAAGCCUCACAACUUCGACAUCUCGACGUCUUUCGAGGGCACGUCGAACAAUGGGUACAAUAUCGGAACAGCGUUGCUGAAUGCAAUCUUUUCGUUUCAGGGCUACGACAAUAUGAAUGCUGUUCUUUCGGAGGUCAAAAAUCCGCAACGGACUCUGCGUAUUGCCCUGCCCACAGCCAUGGGCACUGUCACCGUGCUCUAUAUCCUUGCAAAUAUUGCCUACUUCGCAGGUGUCUCGAGAGCAGAAUUCUUAAGCUCAGACCUAACUAUUGCGGCUUCUCUCUUCAACAACGUCUUUGGUCAUUCCGCAGCAGUCAAAGCUCUUCCAGCCCUGGUGGCUAUUUCUGCAAUUGGACAUCUUCUCGGCGUUGCAUUUACUGUUUCACGAGUUCUCCAAGAACUAGCCAAAGACGGCAUAACUCCUUUCCCUAACCUCCUCAUGCAGAAUCGUCCAUUCAAAACGCCCAUCGCCUGCCUUGCUAUUCACUUGGCAAUCACGAUCAUCUUCAUCUGUGCUCCUCCAGCCGGCGAUGCGUUCAAUUUCGUCGUCGGCCUAGGCACUUAUCCCACGGUUUUCCUCUUGACUUUAGUGACAAUUGGACUGAUCAAAUUACGUCUUGACAAGAAUGAUAAAUUCCAGUCAUCAUUCAAAGUGCCAUGGGCUAUCCUGGCGUUCUAUCUAGCCGGAAAUAUUUUCCUACUGGUCAUGCCGUUUGUUCCGCCAGUCAAUGGAAAGGGCAGCACGAGUCUCCCAUAUUGGCUUUCCCCUGUUGUGUCCUUGGCUAUACUGGCCCUGGGAGUGAUCUACUAUGUCGGUCGAUUCAUCUUGCUUCCUUGGGCGUUUGGUUAUGAGCUCGAUCUGGUGGCUGUGGGCCUUAGUGACGGAUCGCGGGUUUCAAGAUACAAGGUUCGAAAAGUGUAG
This is a messenger RNA of Penicillium subrubescens, 1575 nucleotides long. RefSeq lists its product as uncharacterized. Gene Ontology annotation, molecular function: L-amino acid transmembrane transporter activity. The record is from RefSeq and is a predicted model, not a curated record. The transcript is spliced from 8 exons. Lineage: Eukaryota; Fungi; Ascomycota; Eurotiomycetes; Eurotiales; Aspergillaceae. Bases 1 to 1575 code for a protein of 524 amino acids. Gene Ontology annotation, cellular component: membrane. Gene Ontology annotation, biological process: amino acid transmembrane transport.